GUAGCACGGCCGUAGCGGACUAAACGCUCUCGAGGAACAAUAUUAAACUACUUUUUUUCUUUUCUUUUUUUUUUGCUCCACGAUUCUUCCGCGCCAGACGGGAUGGAUACGGAACACUCGCUGCUGUCCGGAGGAGUGGACCGGGAGCGCCAAAAACUGCCUCCGAUCUUCAACAGCUCUCCCCCGGCUGGUCUGGGGCGUGGAUCCAAGCAGGCGUUCCCUUCUCUGGGCACAUUUAUCUCUACUCUGAGCCAGCGGCGCGACGCAGGGGGGCGGGGCUUAUCUACUGUGAGCGGGAUGACCAACAGCCCAGGCCUCAGACACGGGCGAGAGCUGCCUCCCAUCUGCAGUGACGUGCGGCAGAAGCAGCGCCUCUCCAUCGACACCCUGCCCCCGGAAGUCAAAGCCCCCUUCCCUUGUGACCCCAUCAUACCCCUGAGGACCAAGACCACCAAGGACUUCCAGGAGGACAUGGAGCGGGCGGUGCAGACGGGCGACUGGAGGGAGGUGAGAGAGUUCUAUCUCACCACCUUCGACUCCUUCAUCGAAAUCAACGCAGCCUUCAAGCGAGAGGCGAACGGAUCCUUCAACACCAUAGACGACUCCGGAGUGAACGCCAAGUUUGUGAACGCGGUUUACGACGCGCUGCUCAACACACCUCAGGACAUCCAGAAGUCAGUGCUGAAGGGCAUCAUCAACAGCCUGCUGCGUGAGUGGAAAGGGCCUCGGACGAAAGACGACCUGCGAGCCUACUUCAUCCUGGUUCAGAACCCUCAGUACUCAAGCACCAGCACAUAUGUCAUCUACGCCCACCUGCUACGCCAGAUCGCUGCCUUGUCUGAGGCCGACCACCACUUCCUGGUUCACUGGCUCAAGAAGCUGUCAGCGCGCAGGUUCAAACAGCUGGUAGAGCGCCUCCUACAGUUCAUCUCCACGCGCCUGUUCCCAGCUGAACCCGACGAGCUGCCCCCUCUGGCCAAGUGCUCGUGGUGGGUCCCCUCGGCCACCAAAGUCUUGGCCCUCUUCAAUGCAGCGAACAGCGUCUCUUCUCCUCCGAUCAUGCCUUUCACUGACUUCUACAACAUCACCCUGGAGCACAUCGACUUCAUGGAGGAGUACAGGACGUGGCAGAGCUACGGCAACUCCAACAGGUUCUCCUUCUGUCAGUUCCCAUUCAUCCUGUCCACUGUGGUGAAGAAGGCCAUCAUCCAGAAGGACUCGGAGCAGCAGAUGAUCAGCCAGGCCAGACAAAGUCUGGUGAGUAAAGUGUCCCGCAGACAGAGGGUGGACAUGAACCUCCUCUUCCUCAACAUCAAAGUGAGACGGGCUCAGCUGCUCAGCGACUCCUUGGAAGAGCUGAUGAGGAAGAGAUGUGACCUGAAGAAGAAACUGCGGGUGACGUUUGUGGGGGAGGCGGGGCUGGACAUGGGGGGUCUGACCAAGGAGUGGUUCCUCCUGCUCGUGCGACAGAUCUUCCACACUGACUACGGUAUGUUCACCUACAUGAAGGACUCGCGCUGCCAUUGGUUCAGCAGCUGGAAGUGUGACAACUAUUCAGAGUUCCAGUUGGUCGGAACACUGAUGGGCUUGGCCGUGUACAACAGCAUCGCUCUGGACAUACACUUCCCUCUAUAUGUUUACAGAAAGCUCCUGACUCCGCCCAAUGCACCAUGUGACCCAAACACCCUGGUUGGCAUGGCGACGGCUACGCUAGAAGAUUUGCAGCAGGUCAUGCCGGAGCUGGCUCGCGGUCUGGGGGAGCUGCUCUCUUAUGAAGGCAACGUGGAGGAGGACUUCUACCUCACCUUCCAGGUGUUUCAGGAGGAGAUGGGCGUCGUCAAAGCAUUUAACCUGAAGCCUGGAGGAGACAAGAUCCCAGUGACCAAACAUAACCGCAGAGAGUAUGUGCAGCUGUACGUGGACUUCCUGCUGAACAAGUGCAUGUACAAACAGUUUGCGGCCUUCUACCACGGCUUCCACAGCGUGUGUGCGUCCGAUGCUCUCAUGCUGCUGAGGCCUGAGGAGGUGGAGAUGCUGGUGUGUGGUAGUCCAGAGCUGGACAUGAGCGCUCUGCAAAAGGCCGCACAGUACGAGGGAUACAGCAAGACCGACUGCACUGUCAGGUGCUUCUGGGACGUGGUGCUGGCCUUUCCUCUGGAGCUGCAGAAGAAGCUGCUUCACUUCACCACAGGCAGUGACCGUGUGCCUGUGGGGGGCAUGGCCCACCUCAACUUCAAGGUGUCCAAGAUCGACGUCUCCACGGACUGGUUGCCGAUCUCUCACACCUGUUUUAACCAGAUCUGCCUGCCUCCUUACCGCACCAGGAAGGAGCUCAAACACAAGCUAACCAUCGCCAUCUCCAACGCAGAGGGCUUCGGACUGGAGUGACAACAACAACAAAAAAACAUUUUAUUUAUAACGAAUACGCGAUUUCAUUGACAACUGCUUCAGACAGGCUCAAGAUGGCGCCUCAUUCUACGACCAAUGGCUUUAUCAUAGCUACAGUGAAAGAUUUUUGCACAUUUGAAAAGUUAUUAUAUUGUGUAUUGUUUAUUUUUAAGACGUUUUGGAUGACAGGGACUCGAGCAGGACGGAGGCCAAAUGGAUUUUUGCAGUGUUGGUGUAUAUGAUUUUUGAAAUGAUUUGUGCAUAUGUUGAUGUUAUAUGGAGAUGUAUAGAGUUUAUUUAGUGUUUGACAUUGUGGCCAAACAUAAGGCUGCAGCAGGUAAAGUGUGCACUGCAAAAAAGGAAUUAUGAGUUCAAAUGACGUAAAGAUCACAACUGGCUUUUUUUGACCUUUUAACCAUGUUAUUAAUGAACU
Messenger RNA from Periophthalmus magnuspinnatus, 2821 nucleotides. RefSeq names its product HECT domain containing 2 (gene hectd2). Gene Ontology annotation, biological process: protein polyubiquitination. Gene Ontology annotation, molecular function: ubiquitin protein ligase activity. The transcript has 22 exons. The record is from RefSeq and is a predicted model, not a curated record. Lineage: Eukaryota; Metazoa; Chordata; Actinopteri; Gobiiformes; Gobiidae. Bases 103 to 2388 code for a protein of 761 amino acids.